This is a messenger RNA of Athalia rosae (coleseed sawfly), 2489 nucleotides long. Its product is annotated as SET and MYND domain-containing protein 4. NCBI's taxonomy places the organism in Eukaryota, Metazoa, Arthropoda, Insecta, Hymenoptera, Athaliidae. The transcript has 8 exons. The record is from RefSeq and is a predicted model, not a curated record. Bases 403 to 2412 code for a protein of 669 amino acids. Gene Ontology annotation, molecular function: protein binding.
AUUUUUAACAUCCAAACUCAGAUAUAAUUAUGUCGCGAUGGUGUUGAAAAAUUAUUCAUUUUCACUUUCUUUUCUUUCAUAAUUCUCUAGAAGAAGAAGAAAAAAAAAAAAAAGGAAAUAUUGAUUCGGGGCAAUAGAAGCAAUCUAGAAUAGUAGAUUCACCGUUUCAAAAUAUUAUAUUGAAAAAGAUGAAACCACAAUUUUUUUAAACUUAUUUUCUCUUCAUAAUAUUGCUGCAAGUUUAACCUGAAUUUUAACAAGUCGGCAAAUUUGGGUGCGUGUUUUAUAGCAUUGAGUCUUACAGCUCGCACGUUGAACUUUUCGGAUGAUUUAACUCUGUUGAGAAAGGAUCCAAAUUAUAUUGCAUUCAAUUGAGGGACUUUCGACGAUUAAAGCCUGAUAAUGCUGGAACGUGAAACGGAAUCUGAAAUCGGCGAUUAUUUUCGCGCCAAUCUCUUGACCGUACGCCAGGCUGUGAGACCGCAGGAUUUCAAAAAAUUUACGUCACUUAAAACCGACGGUGAGCGAGUUUCCUUCGUCCUGAAAUAUCCUGAGGCACGUAUCCUGCCACUGGAAUUUCCAGGGGUAGGAAAACGGGACCGGAAUCGAGCCCUGAAACUGAAAGAAACUGGGAACAGUUCCUUUGGCCGCGGGAACUUCCUCAAAGCUUUGGACAAUUACUCGGAUGCUGCAAUAGUGGCACCCGAAAGCGAAUUACCCAUAAUUUUGGCGAACCGUUCUGCGGUUUUAUAUCAUUUGGAGCGGUUCGAGCUCGCUGUGUUAGAUGCCGAAGAAUCCUUGCGCCUCGGUUACCCUCAGAACCUGUUAUACAAACUGGAAGAACGUCGGGCCAGGUGUCUUCUAGCUCUGAAAAAGCACGCCGCAGCAAUCGACGCUUUCAAAAGCACGCUCAAGGCGCUAGAUCACGCCAAAAUAACCGGCGAAAAAAAGCAGAAAGUAGAAUACGACGUCAGGGUCAUGUUGGCAGUGAUGGAAAAGGGAAACCAGUUGAACAACCCAUCUGGAUUUAAAAAUCGGGGGUCAACAAUCUCUCCGGCCAAAGCCUUACCCAAAUUAUCUGGGAACCAGAAUCCUGAUUAUCCAGCCUUGAGCGACGCGGUUGAAAUCAAGGACUCUGCCGGUGCCAUAGGGCGACACGCUGUCGCAAAACGCAUCAUUUUACCCGGCGAAGUGCUGGCUCUUGAAAAAGCACACUCCGCCGUUCUUCUUCCGGAGUUUAGAUUGACUCACUGUCAUCUUUGCUUCACGAGAGUGACUGCCCCGGUACCACCAUCCUGCAAUUCCUGCACCAUCAUUAUUUACUGUUCCACUAAAUGUCGAAAUCGGGACGCGAAGGCACACGUAACAGAGUGUUCCAUUUUGUUAGCAUUGUACGUGUCCGCAGCCUCCGUGACAUGUUUUCUAGCCCUUAAAGCGGUCAGGCAAAAGUCACUGUCCGAGUUGUUGAAUUUGAAAGAUUCUUUGAAAACUGGGGAGACUAUGAAACCAUGGAAGUCAGAAAACUACCAAGCUCUUCAUGGACUAGUAACUCACGAAGAUGAACGAAUGCCGGAUGACCUGUUUCACAGAGCGUACAUGGCCGGUUGGCUGCUUAGACUUUUGAAACGCAGUUCUUACUUCCCUGAAGAGAUUAAUUCGCCAGAUAUAGCUGAAGCUCAACUUUCUCCAGAGGAAAUCUUCGUGGCAGGAUUGAUUCUUCACAACAUUCAAUUACUCCAAUUCAACGCUCACGAGAUUUCAGAAUUAAUCCGACCCAAAGGUGCAGUUACUUUGGACAGAUCGAAAAGUAUCUUUAUCGGUGGAGGGGUAUACCCAUCCGUAGCGCUCUUAAAUCACUCCUGCAACCCCAGCGUCAUCAGAUACUUCAUCGGGACAACAAUGGUCGUCCACGCACUAAUGAUGAUACGUCCGGGCGAAGAGGUCAGUGAAAAUUACGGCCCAAUCUUUACCGUAACACCACAAAACGAACGGAAACGGAAGUUAAGGCUACAGUACUGGUUCGAUUGUAGCUGUAAAGCCUGCGAAGGUAAUUGGCCGCUUCUCGAAGAAAUAAAUCCAAGAAUACUCAGAUUCAGAUGCGAAUCUGGUGAAGCCUGCAGCAACAUACUGCCAGUAUCAACCGAAUCAAAUGAAUUCAUGGUGCCCUGUCCAAAGUGUAAGAAGUCAACGAAUAUCUUGAAGGGGUUGAAAGCCCUCCAAGACACCGAUGCCAUAUUCAAAGUAGCGUCUAGGCACCUUGAGAAUGGCGAACACCAGAAGGCUCUGAACGGUUAUUUCGAUAUUUUGAAAUUACUUGAUGAACAUUUGGCAUUGCCACUAAGAGACUAUCACCUGUGCCAACAAGGAGUUAGACUCUGCUUACUGGCUAUUGGGAAUAGCAGUUUCGUGUAACGUGUCUCCUGUUGCCCUGUUUUCCUACUUUCGACUACCUAUUCAUCGGAAGAUCAAUAAAAGCAAUGUAAUGCAAA